Penicillium robsamsonii is the source of this 534-nucleotide messenger RNA. It is a transcript of the gene pyr4, whose product is annotated as meroterpenoid cyclase pyr4. The transcript is spliced from 2 exons. Bases 1 to 534 code for a protein of 177 amino acids. Gene Ontology annotation, molecular function: lyase activity. The record is from RefSeq and is a predicted model, not a curated record. NCBI's taxonomy places the organism in Eukaryota, Fungi, Ascomycota, Eurotiomycetes, Eurotiales, Aspergillaceae.
AUGGACGGGUGGUCGGACAUCUCAUCGGCGCCUCCCGAAUACAAGGAUGUUGCAUGGAUAGCAGACCGGGCUCUGUUGGCCCAAGGAUUGGGAUGGUCAAUCAACUACCUGGCCAUGAUAUACCAAUCGCGCAAAGACCGAACCUAUGGCAUGGCCAUCCUACCACUAUGUUGCAAUUUUGCGUGGGAAUUCGUCUACACCGUCGUCUACCCUUCUCAGAACCCCGUCGAGAGAGCCGUCCUCACAACAUGGAUGGUCCUGAACCUCUAUCUCAUGUACACUGCCAUCAAGUUCGCUCCCAAUGAAUGGCAGCAUGCCCCGCUCGUCCGGCAGAGUCUUCCGGUGAUCUUCCCUGUGGCGAUCGUGGCCUUUACAGCGGGCCAUCUAGCAUUGGCUGCGACGGUGGGAGUUGCAAAGGCGGCCAACUGGGGCGCCUUUCUGUGCUUUGAGCUAUUGACUGCCGGUGCAGUGUGCCAGCUCAUGAGUCGGGGGUCAAGUAGGGGUGCAUCGUAUACAAUCUGGGAUCCCAGCUGA